Molecule: messenger RNA, 822 nt
Organism: Sclerotinia borealis F-4128
Lineage: Eukaryota; Fungi; Ascomycota; Leotiomycetes; Helotiales; Sclerotiniaceae
Source: the annotation of a GenBank genome assembly
AUGUCCUCGAAAAAGGAUCGGAGAUCUCCAAUCACCAUCCCAUCACCAAAAACUACCACAAAGACUUCCUCGCCUGCUACGCUUAUUUUUAUACAUGGUUAUGGCUGGUCGGCUGACCAGUUCAAUCAGCAUCCUCCAAAUAGAUUAUCUGUAGCUCAUCACAUCCACAAGUCACCUUCACUCCAGCAUGUCAAGAUAAUUAUUCCGGAAGGGCUGGCAAAUAUCUGGCCUUCUCCGGGAAAAUAUACGUGGUAUAACAUUGACCAACCCAUUCCUUCUGCUGGUGAUCCUUCGAAGAUCCAUGAGUUUGGGCAGCAUAAUUCUGAUAUCAACGAUAUCGAAACUUCACUUGACUAUUUCGAAUAUCUUAUUGAUUCAGAGGUUGCAACAGGGACGCCUGCGAAUAAGAUCGUAUUUAUGGGCGACAGUCAGGGAGCUUCGAUUCUGUACUUGUUCCUGCUCACUCGACGAAGAGCUGCAGAUCUUGGGGCAGUCAUUACAUGGGCUGGCUUUUCUGCCAUCCCGUUAGAGAACAUAGCACAAAUGCAGGAAAAGAAUGGAUUGCCGGUAUUUGAUGGCUGGGUGAAGGAGACCCAAUUGUAUAUGCUGCAUGGAAAGGAAGAUGUCUUUGUUCCUUUAUCGAGAUCGCGCGCUCUCAUGGCUGCGCUAGAAAGUUAUCGUAUUCGUGGUCAGGGUUUUACUGCUCUUGAGUGGGCGGCCGUGGAUAGCUUGCGCCAUUCCUUGGUCGAGCCUGUUUGGCCUUAUGUUCGACGAAUUUUGGAGCGUUUCCUAAUGGAAACGGAGCCAGCUCCGAAGUUGUGA